UGUGUGGUCGCAGGUUCUAGGAGAUACUAUCGUCACCAUGGCGCCUCUCACAACACUCGUAGUGCUGGGGCUCUUCCUGCUGGUGUCCUGUGAGGACUGCGCGUGGAACAAGGACAAGAACUAUCCUACCAAGAAUCCUCCGCUCAUCCUGGACGCCUCCUUCAAGCUGGUCCUUCCCGUCCUGGAGGGAGAGGACAGAAUGGUCAGGCUCUCAGCAGGCAGCAAGGUUACUCUGGCGUGUCCUGGCAGCUCUCUGACAAAGUUCAAGUCAGAAGCAGUGAAGGCCACGUGUAUAGGGGCUCACCUGCUCGCUGUAGAUGGGAAGGCGUUUUCCCUGAAAAAGCUGAGGUGUAGGAGCCCUGCCAAGUCCACAAUCCGUCGUGAACUGGGCCGCUGUGGUGCUGGAGAUCUGGGACAUCUGCAGGCAAUAGGUUUCGACAUCCCCACCCUGAGCAAGUUUUAUGAAGUGAUCCGCGUCUGUUACGACAAUGAGGCGGACACGACCCUGUACUCAGAGCACAUCAUCCACGGCGCCAACAUCUUGGCCAAGGACGUGGACCUAAAAAGACCGCCCUUCAAGGCCUCCUCCGGAUUCUUCAACGUCUCGGCUAACACCUGCUACACCAAGGCCAAUCAGCUCAAGCUUAUGGAGACGCUUCUCGGUGACUCGGACCUGGCCAAAACCAUGAUCGACUCCCGCAAGCAGUUCUACCUCGCCAGGGGCCACAUGGCUCCUGACGCCGACUUCGUGACGGAGGCAGAACAGGACGCCACCUACUACUACAUCAACGCCGUCCCCCAGUGGCAGGCCUUCAACAAUGGCAACUGGAAGUUCCUGGAAUUCGCUACUAGGCGCCUGGCGGUAGAAAGCAGCAGCAGCCUGAAGGUGUACAGCGGAGGGUGGGGGGUCUUGGAGCUGGCGGACAUCAACAACAACGCCGUCGACAUAUACCUGGGACUGGUACAGAAAAAGGCGCUCUUACCUGCCCCGGCCAUCACCUGGAAGGUGGUGUAUGAGGAGAGCAGACAGCGCGCGGUGGCCAUAGUGGGGGUGAACAACCCCCACCUCAAAGAACCCCCCACCAAGCUGUGCCCUGACCUGUGUAACAGCCUCGCCUGGGUGGACUUUGAUGUGAACAACCUGGUGCAAGGCUUCACCUACUGCUGUACCGUGGACGACCUGCGGCAGGCUGUUCCUCACGUUCCAGACCUCGGAGACGUUGAUCUUUUGACUAUUGACACUACAGAGGGACCAGGGGGCUGCUAGGACCACUCCAAAGACCACAGUACCAGCAAGACCGCUAUAAAUGGAGGAUGCUUGCUGACACUAAAAAUCUAGGCCUUUUUUCUGCAGCACAAAUAAUGUGAAUAAUAAAGAAAAAAAAUGAUUC
Molecule: messenger RNA, 1391 nt
Organism: Homarus americanus (American lobster)
Lineage: Eukaryota; Metazoa; Arthropoda; Malacostraca; Decapoda; Nephropidae
Exons: 8
Coding region: 38-1267 (409 amino acids)
Biological process (GO): apoptotic DNA fragmentation
Cellular component (GO): nucleus; mitochondrial inner membrane
Molecular function (GO): nucleic acid binding; single-stranded DNA endonuclease activity; metal ion binding
Source: RefSeq, a predicted model, not a curated record